AUGCCAGUCACAGGCUUACAAUAUGAUAGUCUCAGAACAGUUCUACAAUAUAUAGAAGCAAACAAAAGACUUCAUCUAUCCCAAUGUAUUCCAACAAUCCGUUUUGCCGAAAGAGCCGUACCUCUCAAAAUAAAUUACCUUCAGUUCAACGAGCUUAGAGUUAAUAUCAACUCUACAACCUAUCAACUGAGUCUUUAUAGAGACUUUCAUCAAAGGGAAGAAGUCGUCGACCCCUUCCAAAAGGAGAACGAUAUGGGCGGUGUCCAAAAUGAUCUGGAUCAGUUCGGUUUUUUAGUUCCAAUAAAUAGGACGGACGUAGUACCAGGAGAAAUCGUUUUCGGAGAUGUUGUCCAUCAAAAUCGUAAUUUCGCACCAAAUUUUCACCUUUCGUUUCCGUGGUCUUACCAACAAAACGAUGAGCAAAUGAGAAGAUACUGUGAAAACUAUCUAAAGAUAUACCAAAUAGCGUUGAUGAGACGUUUGGAGCAAGGAGAUCCAGAAAGAGAAGAAACUCCUGCACAUCCGCUUCCAGUAAUGGUCAGAUUGUUUUCGGAUGACGAACUGCUUGCAAUGGCUGGUCUAGUUUACCAAGAACUAACCGAGGAGGAAUUGGAAUUGAAGCUAGUCCUUCUCAAUCAAACGCCAACAUGGUCACUGGAGAUGAUAAUCACUCGUUUGCGUUAUUAUCUCCAGCCGUUCGACUGUCUACAUAACAAUAGAGCAAUCCCCUUCACACCACUCAUCCAGCUCACAAUCUACAGGAAAGGCCAAGAAAAACGAAUAGAAAGGUAUCCAUACACAGUGAAACUACACGCAGCUAUGCGAAAACUCAAUAGGAUGAUGUUUGGAGGACGAUCUUCCAUUGUAAACGUUUACAAAUUUUCCUUUCGGCUUAGAAACGAAGUGCUCCGAAUUCCAGAAGGAAUGAAAAUUCGAGUACGAGAUUUGAGAUUAGAGGAAGACAUGAAUAGACGCCUCGAAGCUCUGAACAAUAUAAUUGAUGAAUCGAGUUACCCCUUUGAAGUACUCUCUGUUUUCAACACUGGAGAAGAAGAUGAUCCAUUUGCUCACCCUGUUUUAACAAGUGUCCCAAAGCUUAUUUUGGAGGGUCUUAAACCAGAUGAUAUGACUCGUCUAUGGAACCUAAGAAACGAAAUAAUCUCAUUCAAAUAUUACACAGGUAUCCGUGUCCGAACUUUUACUGUUGAUGAUCUUCUUCCAUUUGUUCGGAAUAUACUCGCAGCUAGAUCUCCGGUUGGAGUUCGUAGAUCAUUCGAAGUGCGGGAUAAAGCUUUAGGCAACAAUUUUUUGAUUCAAGUUGCGGAACAGUUCAAUGGGGUUAGAAGAAAGAGAACUGCAACAAUCCCAAUGGGAAAUGAUUCUAUCCUCAAAAUGUUUUACAAAGGUUCUCAAUUCAGUGCUGGAGAAGGCCUUCCACAAAUAAGAAGGUGGUACGUUACAAUGAAAGUUGUGGAGGCUUGA
This is a messenger RNA of Caenorhabditis remanei, 1482 nucleotides long. RefSeq lists its product as uncharacterized. Lineage: Eukaryota; Metazoa; Nematoda; Chromadorea; Rhabditida; Rhabditidae. The record is from RefSeq and is a predicted model, not a curated record. The coding region runs from base 1 to 1482 and encodes 493 amino acids. The transcript is spliced from 3 exons.